Molecule: messenger RNA, 1774 nt
Organism: Carassius auratus (goldfish)
Lineage: Eukaryota; Metazoa; Chordata; Actinopteri; Cypriniformes; Cyprinidae
Product: rho GTPase-activating protein 29-like
Exons: 13
Coding region: 216-1532 (438 amino acids)
Biological process (GO): activation of GTPase activity
Cellular component (GO): cytoplasm
Molecular function (GO): GTPase activator activity
Source: RefSeq, a predicted model, not a curated record
ACGGCAUUAUUUCGGUUUACGGGACAGAAAUGGUAGAACGGACCUGGGAUUUAACGGUAUUUCGGAUAUAUUGUGGUUUCCAGUGUACAUGCAUCUCUGUGCAAUGAGCGAGAUAUGCUCCUCAAGACCAACUGUAAGUGGUGAGGAAACUCUUGGAAUCUGAGAGUCUCCAGGGAACGUUGCGCUGGGAUCCAUUCAAACUGGCUGCAGCUGGGAUGUUUGCUGCCGGGAUGCUGCAGCAGAGCAGCGGAGGACUGAACAAGCGAUCGCUGGGAAUGGCACUGCUUCCCAACUCCCACUUUUUCCCCCUCUCUUCGGGCUCAGGGUCGUGGGGUUUGGGCCGAUCAGCAAAGAGCGGCUCUUUGAGCUCUGUCAGCUCGGGGUCGGACAGCAUGGACAUGGCAGGUGCCGAUCCCGACUGUAUCAUGCAGCUGGUCAACGAUGUGCGGAGGUUUGCAGAUGUGCUGCUCCACCUCAAGGAAGCUUUUAACACCAAAGAGCACCAGGAAUGUCUGCACCAAGUGGUUCAUGAGCGUCUAGGAGAGCUGUUGCGUUUAUUAAAAGCGGUGAUUUCCAAACAUCACUCCCUGAAUUCAGUGGAGAUCCUCAGCGCAGCCGGGACCCUCAUCGCAAAGGUCAAAGGUGUGAACUUCAAGGAAGUGAAUGAAGACAAUAAGCAGACACUAUUCUCCGAGAUCUACACCUCCAUAGAUACAUUGGCCUUCACAUUUGGCAAUGUAGUGUCUGACUUCCUUAUGGGAGAUGUAGAGAGCGGCUCAGCCUCGGGGCUUCCUCAGGCCCGCAGGAGCAGGUCUUUUGAAAAUCUGACAGUGGAGUCCAGUGGAUGUGGACCGGAAAAAGAUGACCCUCCAGGUCCCUCUCCACCCGCCCGGGUGGAGGAGAUGGACGGAGCUUUGCUCCGCAGUGACAGCGGGGUGGAGUCGGCGCUGCUCUAUGCCAAAGCCUGGUCAAAAUACACCAAGGAACUCCUGGCCUGGGUGGACAAACGACUUAAUAUGGACAUUGAGUGUGCAAAGAGCUACACUAAGAUGGCUGAAUCCGCAAAGGCGCUGGCGUCUCAACAGGAGCACAUGCCAUUCCGGGAUAUUUACUUUUCUGCCUUCAAGAACGAUAUCGAAUACAGCCAGUUGAUCAUGCAAACCACAGCCGCUCUACAGGCCAACAAAUUCAUGCAGCCUCUGCAAACUCGAAAGAAUGAGCUGGAUAAGUUGAGGAAGGAGGUAAAGGAACAAUGGCAGAGAGAGCAGAAGAAAAUGAAUGAAGCAGACAGUGCGCUGAAGAAGGCCCGGCUUCUGCAGGCACAGAGGCAGGAAGAGUACGAGAAAGCCCGCUGCUCCACCAGUCGAGUUGAGGAGGAACAGAUCGGAACGGCGGGAGGAAAACAGCUGGAGAAGAGACGCAAACUGGAGGAGGAGGCUCUGCAGAAGGCAGAGGAAGCCCAAGAACAUUAUAAGCAGUGCAUCACAGAUGUCGGGGUCAAAAGAGUGGACUUUGGCCAACCCCAAGAGUGAGAUUCUCACUCAGAUACGAGAGCUUGUGUUUCAGUGCGACCUGACCCUGAAAGCAGUGACGGUGAACUGGUUUCAGAUGCAGCAGGCGCAGGUGGUUUCCCUGCCUGUCAAUUUCCAGUCGCUAUGCGAGAGUGCUAAACUGUACGAACCAGGUCUCUGUUACACUGAAUUUGUGAAGAGUCUUCCCUCUGACAGUCCCAGGGUUGAAUCGUUCUCCUUUGACAUCUCUGGGACCCAGAACA